GAUCGGAUCUGGAGGUUCAAAGUCAGGGUCACAGAGCGCUGAGACUUUGCCGUCAAGUCAAUCCGAGUUUUGUGUACACCCUGCUUUUUGGAAAAUUCAAUCUUAGUUGAGAUGGCCGGCCAAAAGGAGGAGAUCUUGGGCUGUGACUUUGAGGUGCGUGGCAAGUUGCCCAAGGAAGCCUUCGAGCUGUUUGCAGUGGUCCAGGCCAAUACACUGGGACUCCGGGGAUUCAUCACCCAGGUGUCCGAGGAGAAGUUCAAGGGUCGUCUGGAGGGCGAGGGCAAGGUGAUCGAUGCCUUCAAGAAGUUCAUCCUGGCCGCCUCCGAGUUCGUGCAGGCCAUCAAGGAGUUCAUCAUCAAGAACCUGAAAGUCAUCAAGGAAUACACCUACAAGACCUUCGAAAUCAAAGUGGAACGGAAAUGAUCAAAGGAAUAGCUCCAAUUCUGCCAAAAUAUUUCCAAUGCAUAAAUUUGAUUAAAACGGCUAUCAAAAGUUUUAUCCAUUAUGAUUUGUCUAAUAUGUUUGUUGUAUGGAUGUAACAUAGUAUUUUCCGAAUAAAAUUGCACAGAUUCAACACUGA
Drosophila sechellia is the source of this 580-nucleotide messenger RNA. Its product is annotated as acylphosphatase-1. The coding region runs from base 112 to 423 and encodes 103 amino acids. The transcript has a single exon. Lineage: Eukaryota; Metazoa; Arthropoda; Insecta; Diptera; Drosophilidae. The record is from RefSeq and is a predicted model, not a curated record.